Molecule: messenger RNA, 1762 nt
Organism: Scaptodrosophila lebanonensis
Lineage: Eukaryota; Metazoa; Arthropoda; Insecta; Diptera; Drosophilidae
Exons: 3
Coding region: 192-1649 (485 amino acids)
Source: RefSeq, a predicted model, not a curated record
GUUUUCUUCGCAAAACUUAGCAUCUAGUCAACAGUUGUUAUUUAAGUAAUUUGAAUGGAAAUAAAUUCGUCAUAGUUUGUACAUCUAAGAAGCCUAUGUCCAAAACGCAAAACAACCGCGUUCAGCCUCGACUUGCUGGGGGAUUAUGAGAGGCAACAGUGCCCACCAGGAGGCAACGUCGUCUAAAGACAAUGAGCUGCAAUAUGCAACGAAACCGCAGCAUGUCUGCCUUUCGCAUGAUGGAUUCAACGCGGGGAAAUAGACAGCAUUCCCUGAAUCUGAAUCAUGCCAAUAGCAAGCAUUCGUGUAAAUUGUGCGCCUACCAGAAACCCUCAACCAAGGUGCCCUACAAGCAGCACAAAAAUGUAAUGGGAACGAGUAAGGGCUGGAACUAUUCGGUUCCCACGUGGCCGAACAACUACAAUGUGAUGCCGAUGUACGAUCAGUCACCGAUGAUGUCUCAAUACCAUCCCCAGCACAUGCAGCAGUCCUACUACAUGCCACAGCAACAGCAGCAGCCAUAUUACUAUGCCCAGCCCCAGAGCUGGGGCAUGGGCAUGCCACAACAGUCCUGGUACAGCUAUGCGCCGCAGCAGCAGUCAAUGGGCUAUCCCCACUAUGGCUGCUGGUACGGCGAGCAGGCCAAGCAGGCCAUGUCGCAGAAGAAUGUGGAUCUGAAUGCUGGCCUAAUACCGAAAUCCUUUUGCCAAAACAAAAACGUGCCCCAACAGCAGCAACAAGUCAAUCAGCAGGCACAGCCGCAGCAGCAGGGGCAGCAACAGCAGAUUGCCGAGAACACUAGUCAGUGCUCGCAGAAUCCGUCCUGUAGUGCAGAGAGCGAUGCCAACAAACACCGUCCCACUGGUGGAGGCCGUCAAAUGCGUUGUCGAUCGGGUUACUAUGCACCAUGUGGCAUGCUGCAGCCCCGUCGACAGUUUGUGGAACAGCAGCAAGCGCCCAGCAACAUCUCAUUGAGUCGCAUCGAUAGCGUGAAUAGCUUCAAGGAUAAAUGCGGCUCACGCAGACGUGACUCCCAGCAGGAUAUGAUCCAAUACCAGCGUGUAGCUGCGCGCACUCUGCGCUCGGACGAUCAGGUGAAUGAUACGUACUCGGAGCAGACUAUUGUGGACACCAUUUCCAUGGCCAGCGACGUCUCUGCCAGGCCGAAGAAGCGGCACAAGUUGAAGUGUAAGUGUAAGAAGUCUUCGCAUGGCGAUGACGCCAUUUCGGCGGCCAUUGGCUCGCGUGCGAGCAGCUUCUUCCGGCGUCUGGGCAUUAAGCUGAAAUCGGAGAAGAGCAGCACCAUCUCGAUACGCAAGCAGCCGCGUGCCAAGCCGAAGCCACAGCUGGUCAGUUGCUUUGGCGAAAGACCCAGUGUGGCUGGCAUGGCACGAAGAACCCAAGGUCUGCUCACGAUAAACAGUCACGAGUACUAUCAGCAGUGCCAGGCAGCACACGAUGGCUCUCGUAUGCUGGAGCGUCGAUAUGGUAAGGCCAUGCAGUCCUAUGGUAAUGAGGACCCGCCAUCAGGCGCACAAAUCCCCAAAAACCGCACCAGAAAUCCAUUCGUGCGUAUGCGAGAUAAAAGCAAUGCGGCGUUUGCUUUGCAAACCCAUCGGAUGACGUUGUCUGGAUGUGAGCGAGGAUGAAGGCAACGGCAUAGGCUUUGUAAAAAUCAUAAAUAGUCCGAAAUGUUGUACCCUUAUAUUGUUUCUGAGCUCACCCAACCAAUAGCCCAAUAAAUUUUUCUCACACACCACCA